AUGACCACCAUUGCAGAACUCACACAAUUCUUGGAGCGAUUUGACGGCAACGCCAAACUUGAAGUUGUUCUUCAACAGGAGGAGGCCCGCCCGUUUUUCAAGAAGCUGUAUGCUUCGCUCCAGCCAAUAUUUGGGCAAUCGGAAUCUCCACGCCAGUCAAGGUUUGGCCUAGCCCUAAGGCUGGAGAUAAGAGAGAGGGCAAUGUAUGAACUCAAUUGGCUGAAAUCAAACCAAGCCAUCUUGGAAGUUGCCUUCCGUCCCUUCACCGACACGCGGCUCCACUGGCCCUCGGAGCAGGUGUUUUAUCGAUACCCGGUCACGAUUUCAUACGAUUCACCGAUAUUUGUGUGCGUUCAAAAUGGCGACAUUGGUGGAAUGAGAAAGCUUUUCCAGUCAUGCCAGGUGCCAAUUGACGUGGUGGACCCGUAUGGCCUAGGGCUGCUUCAUACUCAGUACGGUGCAUAUUACUGCUGGCGGAACUGUGGCAUGCAAUCUGCCAUGUCCACAUGCCAAGCUCUCCUGGACGCCGGUGCCAAUCCUGGCUGGACAGAUAAAGAUGGGAAGUAUGUUUCCACUGGUAUCCUCCCAACAGGCUCUGGCUAA
This is a messenger RNA of Clonostachys rhizophaga, 603 nucleotides long. NCBI's taxonomy places the organism in Eukaryota, Fungi, Ascomycota, Sordariomycetes, Hypocreales, Bionectriaceae. The record is from the annotation of a GenBank genome assembly.